UUCCUCGAAGACCGCCAAAAAGUAUCGAGGUCGGACGGGUGAUAGCGGAUAUUGCCGAGGCGUGGCGGAAACGACCGAUUGGCGUCGAACAAUCACGAGUCGGAGCCGUUGCGCGGUUCGGCUGAUUGCAGGCGCGCAGUGCAGCCGCCGGUAGAAGCAGCCUCGCAGUCGCUGCUCGGCUAUGUUUCAGCUGAGGUGAGCGCACGAGGGACGGCUCGUGUCGCCGCCGGUUCGUCCUCUUCUCGUGCUUUUUCCGUUCGUUUCUCGCCGCCUUUCUCCUCCAUCCCCCUUCACGUGUGCAUUCGAUCGUGGACAAACGGGUCUCGUCGUCUGGCGCGAUCAUCGAACGAACCUAGUCUCACCAACGAACACGACGUAAGUGCUUCGUGACAGUCACCAUGGUGUUGCUUAGAUACCUAGAUUUUUGUACUCGAUGUGUGACGGCACGUAGUCGAGCAGCCGCUCGGUGUAUUCGAUUGAUAUUCGACGGGUGUUCUUUCUAACCGUAGAGAGAAGGGAUGAAUUGUUAACCGCAACAAAUGGUAAGAUCGACGAAGGCAGGAGUGUCAGUGUUUGGAAAUGACUCGCGGUUAUUUCGUUUGGAAUGUGUUAUCGCUCCGUGUCUUCGGCCGCCAAUCGCUGCCUGUGUUUACAUACACGGUCGAAUCGUAUGGUCUUCGUAAACUUCAUAAAUUCACACGAGUUCUCGAGAACGUGUUGCCUAAUCAGGUAAUUAAUCAUGCCGGUCGUGCCAGCCGAGGGUGCCGGCCAACUGGAGGACCUUGACGAGCCUCCAGAGCCUCGUGUCCGCGGUGGGAGCGGAAGGGCCAGCCUUAUGAAACCCCUGGUUGUCCUCGCCCUUCCUGGCAUGUAUCUUUUCUACAAGUACAGCCAGUACAGGAGGGAGCAGCGCGAAUUGUCACGGAGGCGGGUCACCGAGAGGGAGCUUCAACAUCUUCAUCACAAGAUCGACAAGCUGUUGACCAAGCUCGAGAAAAACGAGCCGGAAUUAGCCUCCUCUCAAGAAGACGAGUGCGUGAUCUGUGUGAAUGCCAGAGCCACGAUGCAAACAGCUCCGUGUGGUCAUCGGGUCGUUUGCAGGCGUUGCUUCGUCAAGACGAUACAAAUGGCCGUGUCGCAGAGGCUUUUACCUUUGAGAUGCGUGAUAUGCAGAGCAAAGAUUCUACGUUUGAAACAAACCCUCAUCCCACGGGACUACUCGAUGUCGGGCAAGUCGUGGGUUCUGCCGCAAAGCGCCUCGGAGUACAAUAUGGGGACGGGAGUGCCCGUUGGAGUGACUGGUCCCGGUGGAAGAUGGGUCGCUGGAAGCGUCCCAGCGUCCGCCUCCCUCUACUCCAUGGCGAGCGGUUCAUCCUCUAUUUCCGGAGUGUCUUCCGUGUCUUCCUCGAGUUCGUCCUCUGCAAGUAGCACGGGAAGUUCCAAUCUUGGGAAACCUACGAGGGUGAGGCAACCUUCCGGCGCGACUUUGAGACGCUCCCAGACCCAAUCUAUGAAAAUGAGAAUUCAGGAGUAUCAAGAUCCGGUUCAACAGGUCGCCGAGGAGGAAGAGGUGAUGAGGGAGAAUCGGGAUCGUAGAUUGCCGCCUAUCAAGGAAUUCCAAAGGGAUUAUCGCGCGGGAAAAGCAUCCACUAGGAUAAGAUGUGCUCAAAAAAUUGUGACUCAACUGGAAGCGUCACCGAGCCCCAGGGACUCGGGCAACGUGUCCAGCUCGACGUCCUCGUCAUCGACGAAGUCUACGUCGAAGAGGCCUCAGUCGGCGCCGAAGUUGUCGGUGGUCCAAGAGAUACAAAAGUCGAAGAAGGAGAAGGAAAGGGAGAAGGAGCGAGAGAAAGCGGAGAAGGCUCGUCAGAAGGAGGAGGAGAAGGCGGAGAAGACGAGGCAGAAGGAGGCUAAAAAGCUGGCCAAGGAGGAGAAGAAGAGGGCGAAGAAGGAAGCGAAGGCGAGGCGAAAGGAGGCCGAAGAAUCCCUCCUUAGGGAGGAAAAGUAGUCUUCGAGUAGUCGAGUAGGGGCGACGAGUAGAAAAAUCCGGGACGAUCGAUGGAAGUCUGAGAAAAAAAGAGAAAAAAAGGAUUUCGAAUAUUGCUAGGAUCUCAUCGUGCUCGGGGCACGUUCAAGCUGUGUCGUGGACGCGAUCGUUAUUAAAGAAAGAAAAAAAAAAAAGAAAAAAAAAAAAGAAAUCAAAAGAUUCACGAGCAUUUUGUAAUUCUUAGGGUCUAGUUAGUGUUCUUCUCGAGACGCGCGGCCAUUUCGAUGAUUCAAAAGUAGGCGGUGGUGUCUACCGUCUAUUGAUAUAAUAAUAAUAGCGUUUUCAUUCCGGAGAGGAAGGGUCUAUUUAUCGACUAUAUAUAUAUAUACAUAUUACCGCUUUAUUUAAAGAACAAUUAGGAUAAGACAUUUUAACGUUUUAUAAAAGGGCGGGUAGAGAUGGGUAGUGGAUAGUUUCGCGGGACAGCUUGAACCGAUGCCAAUCCCGAGGGAUGUGAGAACGUAUAGCGGCGAUAGAAAAAAAAAAAAAACGUAUAUCUAAGAAAACCUAGAAGCGGCCAAACAUAGUAACCUGUCAUAUCGAGUUAUCGCGGACUAAUAAUACUAAUCGAUAGGAAGACUCGAGAGAAAAGCGUAGCGCUACGUUGCUAUUAUUUGAUUAUCGCGUAAUCUAUAUAACCCUUUAUCCUGGGCGUUUCCUUUUUGUAGGAACAGUUACCUCGUGACGUUUUGUCGUUACUUUUUUUUAUAGGAUCAUCGUCGAUCGUACUACUCGAUCACCAACUCGAAAUCGGUCAUUUCUAGUUGGUUGGUCUACGAACACCACGUUCCAAAAACCUAUUUUUCGGAUAUAUCUGCUUCACGGACAAUACUUUCGAGUACGUAGUUUGUUGAUUCGCAGUUAUUAAUCUCCCCGCAGUUCGUCACGUUAUUUCUAGGAAGAAGGGAAGAAAACUUGAAGUUAUUCUUCAUUCGACGAAUCUCCUCGAUCGUGCAUCCCGAUAAUUCUUGUUCCUCCUCCAAUCGAUACUAAGUCAUCGGUGCAUAUUAGUUAGAAACUGCUGUUAACAUUAAAAUUCAUUUCCGUUGUUCCGUUCUUCGAUCCAGGACGAUUAUCGGAAGAGAAUGUCGAAGGCGAUGAGAAUCAUCAGGCGUGAAAAGAAAUUUCAUUUUAUCGAGUACCGAUCAAAAAGUAUCCAUUUAUAUUUUUCUUUUUUUUUUCUCGUUUUCAUCCUUGCCGAUCGAUUAUUAUUUCAUCCUGUUCCCCUCGCGCAUACGUACUCCUGUACACGUACGCGCAUACUUGUGAGACGAGUGUAUUCACUCGGAGGGAGAUAGACGAACGUAAUUCACGGUAUACGUAUACCACGACGAUAAGCCUAAGCAAGGAUUCGAUUGAGAACACGCGGAAGGAUGUUUAUUCUAUAACGGUGGGACAGAGUUUGAAGGGAAAAAAGUAAAAAAGUAAAAAAAAAAAAUAUAAAUAAAUAAAAAAAAAAAUAAAAAAAAAUAAAAGAGAAAAAAAAUAAUCAUAGUACAAUACGAUAGAUAGAUACGACGAAAGCAGAGUUUCGAGUGCAGUGCGUGCCUCGUUUAUCGACUUCGUGAUUACCGUAGAUGAGUAGCGUUUUAUCGAUUCGUUUAAAUCCUCUUCUCUCUCUCGAGACAAGGCUCGAGAAGCUUAAUUAAUCGAUCAACUACUUGCAAAACUGUUACCACCCUUUGCCACGUUGCCCUAGGCGCUAUUUCAAAGAGUCCUCUUUAUCCCGUAACCCUUUCCACUGAGCGGAAGUGAUAAAUUACUCGUUCGACGGGAAGCGAUCCGUGUUUCAUGAACUUUACAGUACUCGUAAUAUUCUCUUUCGAUGUUAUUCUAAUCUCUGGUAUUCAAACUACUGAUAAUUUUAAACUACCAAUAUCGAAAAUGGAAGAAAUUGUGCGAUCCAUGUUCGAAGAAGAAUUCGACACUUGACACUUGAUCGAUUCGAUCGUGUCGAAAAGUGUUGAGAAGCCAGCACGGUGACGAAUAAGAGUUGGAAAUUGGGAAACGUAUUAAACGUUAUACGUGAUAUUUCAAGCAGCGCGGGUAUAAGAAAGAAGCGAAUGAGGGAGGAAAAAGUAGGUUGAAUAUCACGGAGUAUACACGAUUCACGGUUACGAGACUAAUCCCGCGAUUAAACCUCUUUGAAACUGUUCUCGCCCCCCCUGUCCCUGCCCCUACUUUUUCAACCCUUCGGUUCGAUGAGCGAUACUGGAUAAAAUGAUGCUCGGGGAUAGAAUUAAUAAAAUGUUUGAUCGAUAUUCUCGCAUUAUUAUUAGACAGACCGAUGGUCUUUUCGUUCUUGACACGGGAUACGAGUUACGAUUUUGAAAUUUCUUCUUUUCUUUUCUUUUUUUUAUUUCAUCUCUCCAGCUCGAUAACAGGCGAUAGAUGGUUUUUUUGAUCGUUGUGAGCCAGCAUCGCUCGAGAGCCAAGCUCAAGCAGCCAAAAAUCAAAAGCAAUUUUUUUACAGCGCGCGACAAUGAUAUAUUUACAAAGAGCGACGGGGUGCGAGGAAAAGAGGAAAGAGGGAGGAAGGGAAGCAAGAAACGAGACGAGAAGACUUUCGAAAUUUGAAAUGAUAGGAUCAGCAGCAAGUAGAGACAAUCUCUCGAUGAAGCGAAGAAUUCUCGGUUUUUCUUUUUUAUUCGUUAUUCCGUUCUUCUAUCGUUCUCUCUUUUUUUUUUUUUUUUUUUGUAUUCCUUCGUAACCUUCAAACGUUGCUCGUCCUCCUCCUAACUUGACCUAAUUUACGCACUGCCGGUGAUUUUGAUUUCUCGAACGAUCGAACUUUGCGAGGAAUGGCGAGGAAUAUUAAAUCGACAUGUCUCCAUGAGUCGGAUCGUUUUUGAUUCGAAGGAUAGGCGUUUCAUCGUUAUCUUUUUUAUAAAAAGGAAAAAAAAAAAGAAAAAAAGAAAGGAAAGUGGAGUUCGAUCAAUUCCUUUCCUUUGAUUUCGUUCAUUCGCGUGUCAUUUUACGUGUUAAAUUUUUCUCGCAAAGGAAAAAAAAAAAAAACGGUCGAGAAAGUCUCCAGUUUUCCUCCGUUUCGAACGACGAUGGAAGAUAACUCUGUCAGAUGAAUCCAUCCGCGCGCGAAUAGGAAAAUCUCUUUGAUUCGUCCGUCGCGGAUUGUGAUUGCGAUGAAAAAGACCCGACAGACGAUCUCUUUGUUCGUAUCCGAGAUAAAAAAAUCAUCGCGCACAUAUCAGUAGUGAUUAAUGCAUUUUACUCGGCGUCUUUGCUCCAACUUCAUCUACAACGUGAAAAUCCGUGUCUGUUCGUCGAGGGACCGGUUUCGUAUCUCUUGUCGCGUCGAGCCGAUGAUGAAGUUAAACUCGAGGACGCUGCCAAUUAGCGUGUAACGUAGACUGUCAAUUAUUACCUGUUACAUCGGUUUCCAUUCGUAAACGAGCCGAGCAUUUCACGUAAGCAUGCAUCGUAAUCGACGGCAUUAUUCUAUUCUGAAGGAGCUCGUGUCGCUCGAGUGCCACUCGAACUCCAUUAAGAAAAAGAAGCACGCGCGCUUCUUUCUAGGGUUCGAGGGAACAGUGUCAAGGGAAUCUUCACGCGUUCACAUUUCGAAUCGUUUCGUUGCGUUCGCGAGACUUUCUCGAAUCUAACGUGAAAAGAAAAGGAGAGAGAGAGAGAGAGACGAGAGGGAAGCAAGAAAGGAAAGAAAAUUUUCGAGAAGAUAGAUCACAGAAAUAAAGCGAGAGAAAGAGAGAGAGAGAGAGAGAGAGAGAGAGAGAGAGAGAGAGAAGGAGAAAAAGAAAAUACAUGUGUGUGUAUGUGAGAGAGAGAGAGAGAGAGAGAAUGUGAGUGUUUUCUGCCAUCGUAAAGUCAAUUUUAUCGUGUACGUAUGUAUAUGUAUCGUUUCAAUAAAAACGGACGCUGCAGGUAGAUAUUUUUGCUGAGACGAUUUCAGCGGACGAUUCUUCGAUAUUACGUGGCCUGAAACUCGAAACGAAAGAGAUAGAGAGAAAAGAGAGAAAGGGAUAGACUCCUUCAGGUUCAGCGAUUUUAUUAUAUCUUUGUCGGAUCGUAAGAAAUUAUAUUGCAAUAUCCUACGAUCCGGCUGUAAAUCCUGGCCUUCCUGGCGUCACUUCUAUGCGUGUACAAGAUCAUGGUUCGUUCUUAGUUUGCGAUCUACUAUAUCGUACUCGAUCGAUCUGAAAGCAAGAGGAUCGAGAAUAAUAGAAGAUCUGAAAUGCUUCGAAUAGACGAUAGUAGAGAUGAUGCUGUAUAAAUGCGGAUUAAAGAGAUAAAUUAAGGAUUGUUGAGCUACGAAGAUUUUUCGUAUAGCAUUUGGAAAAAUUAUUUAAGAAAGGGAAGGCAAACUUAUAAAUAUCUCGAGACACAAAAAUUGUUGGCAAUAAUAUUUCAACUAGAAAAAGAGAGAGAAAGUAGUAGUGGAUGAGAGAGAGAGAGAGAGAGAGAGAGAGAGAGAGAGAGAGAGAGAGAGAGAGAGAGAGAGAUGAAUCGUGCGGCGUCUGUAAUCGAUACAGCGCGACGUGCAUGUAUCGCGUUCAAUACGAGGAUAACUUUAUUGUACUUUAUCGUGUAAGAGAGAUUUGUAGAGAGUUUAUAUUAGGCCAAUUGUCACAGUGAGAGUUAUACGAUAGUGAUGUUUUUUUCUCCUUCAGAAGAAAUCGUGGCCAACUAUUCCAAUUCCCUUCCCUUCAAAAGAAGAGAAUUUCGCUCCGCUUCGCGUCUGAUCCACCAUGUUUUAAUUCGCUCGUCUUUUAUUCUCCCAGUUUUAUCAUUACCAAGCUUGCGGAUCAAUCGAUGUUCAAUAAUCGACGAGAAAAAUUGGAGAAAUAGCAUAUCCGGGUGAACGAAGCUAAAAGUGCUAAAACUGACCUCGAACAGUCCAAAUAGUUGGCCACAAUUACAGGCACAAAAGAUCGUGUCGCGUUCCAGCAUAAUACUCGCGUAACAAUUUCCUGGAUGAUCAAUUUGUGUGAUAUGGACAAUGAAAGGAUCCAUCGGAGGAUAUAAUCUCGAGUGCCGAUUCAGAACGUAUUCUCGUAAUUUUCAAUGAUUUUAUUUCGUUCCAAGGUACCUGUUCUUGGCCAAAUAUUAACGAAAUUGUGUUAAUUAACGUUAAGAGGAAACAUAAUUUGUUUGUUUAGUAGAUGAUUUUUUUUUAUUUUAAUCGAAAGUUGCAUCGAGAAGCAAGUUUCGCGUUGAAAAAAAUCAAAAUUUAUAAACUUAUUUAAUUGUAGGAAUUGAUGGAUUAAGAUGAUAAUAUAUUAGCAUAAUGGAACUUGCUCUUUUGAUGAAUCUUUAAAAAAAUAUUCUUUUGAACGCGUGAAGACAAAUCAUUUUUUAUAUUUUCUUUUUACUAUAUGUUUUUUUUUUUUUUAAUCAAAUUAAAUGUUCAAGGUAAAAAACAGGUUCAAAUGGAGAAAAUUUUUCGAAUGAUAGAUUUUAUCAAUUCUAUUUUUUUUUAAUUUCGUUCAAAACGUCAGACAUGCGAAAAGAAAAGAAAAAUAAUUCUUCAGAGAUUGUAUUACGCGAUGUGUUACGAACAGACGAUAAAUAUGAACAAAAAUCAAAUAAAACGUUACAGUGAAUGUUAGUUAA
Messenger RNA from Apis cerana (Asiatic honeybee), 7633 nucleotides. RefSeq lists its product as uncharacterized. Gene Ontology annotation, biological process: nucleosome assembly. Gene Ontology annotation, cellular component: CAF-1 complex; nucleus. The record is from RefSeq and is a predicted model, not a curated record. Lineage: Eukaryota; Metazoa; Arthropoda; Insecta; Hymenoptera; Apidae.